This is a messenger RNA of Brassica oleracea var. oleracea, 831 nucleotides long. RefSeq lists its product as uncharacterized. The record is from RefSeq and is a predicted model, not a curated record. The transcript has a single exon. Gene Ontology annotation, molecular function: RNA-DNA hybrid ribonuclease activity; nucleic acid binding. Lineage: Eukaryota; Viridiplantae; Streptophyta; Magnoliopsida; Brassicales; Brassicaceae. Bases 1 to 831 code for a protein of 276 amino acids.
AUGUGCCCUCGUUGUGGAGAUUUGGAAUAUAUCUCUCACAUUCUCUUCCACUGCCCUUUUGCAACCGAAGUCUGGGAUCUCGGACCAUGGGAAUACAAGUUGGACACUUCGCCGCAAACUUCGUUCUUCGACAAGCUACAAUACUCCAUGACCCAAGCUCCUCUACCCCCGUUUGGAUUUACAGGUAAUGCUCUCCCGUGGAUCUGCUGGACCUUAUGGACCUUAAGGAAUCAACUCAUGUUUGAAAACCGGCACCAAUCAGCAAUAGAAGUAUUUACAAGAGCCCUAGGAGCCCUCAAAGAAUGGGAAUCGGCGCAACCAAUCAAACAAAACCCAAAUCCUAAAAGCUUACCCAUCACUCGUGAUACUGUCGGUUACCCUUUGGAAAUCAUAUGUAACACAGACGCUUCGUGGAAGGGAGGAACCCGAUCGGCGGGAUUGGCCUGGAUCUUCACUGAUUUCGCCUCAGAAGAGCUUUAUAGAGGCUCCUCGGCACAGAACUUUGUCUCCUCUCCUUGUAUGGCAGAAGCUCUAGCCAUCCGAGAAGCCCUCCUCCAAGGGGCCUCACUCAACUACCGUCAUAUCUGUAUCAAAUCAGACUCUCAAGUACUCGUUCUCAAGUACUCGUUCAUACGAUCUCUUCUCUCCGACGAUCAUCGGAACUCUUCGGGGUUCUCGCCGAUAUCGACGACCCUAGCUUUUUCAUCUUCCUCUUCGUUUCUGUCUUGUCGUUAUACUUUCAUUCCACGAUCCCUUAAUGGACCUGCGGAUGGGCUCGCGAAGAGUUGUCUACCGGCCCACUUAAUCAGCAGUCCACCUAUUGUAACCUAA